Messenger RNA from Adineta steineri, 909 nucleotides. The record is from the annotation of a GenBank genome assembly. Lineage: Eukaryota; Metazoa; Rotifera; Eurotatoria; Adinetida; Adinetidae.
AUGACAUCUGAAAAUUCUACUCCACCUGCCACAGAAGAAAUUCGUUUACUUCUUAUCGGUCCGCCUAAAACUGGUCAAUCGUCUAUUGCAAAUAUUCUUGCUGGUUCAAAUGUUUUUCCUGUUGGCGCAUCAAGUUCAGUUGAUUCUGCAACACCAACAACGCAAUCAAGACAUUUUACUAAUAAAAAAAUUCUUGUUGGCAAACAUUUACUUAUUGUAGAUGCUCCUCCUUUAUUUAUAUUAAAAGAUUCAACAUCAAAUGAACAAGAUAUGAGACGACUUGCUAAAUGUGUGGCACUCGUUAGUCCCGGUCCACAUGCAAUUUUUCUUAUACUAAGUUGCGACGAUGCAAAAAAUGAACGAUUUGAUAUGAAACAAAUUGUAACGACUGUAUUUGGUGCCGAAGCCUUAGAUCAAUCGAUAGUUGUUUUUUCAUUUAUUGAUCGUCUGCAACGAAAAGGAAUUUCAGUUGAUGAUUGGAUAAAUAAAGAAUGUAAACAACAAGCAUUACUCGAAGCAUGUGGUCAUCGUUAUUUAGUUAUUGAUUCAUCACACAAUGAUCAAAAUAAACAUAUAGAAUUUCUCAAUCGUUCAUUAGCAAUGUUAAAUGAAUUAUGGAAACGUGAACGAAUAUUUAAAUCGAAAAUGUUUGACGACAUUGAACAAGAAAUUCAACGACAAGAAAAAAAUCGUUGGGAUUUAUUUCAAAAGAAAUAUGCGAAUAAUUUUCAUGGUUCAGAAAAAUCAUUUCGUUUACUUUUACGUGAACAUAUGCGUGAUGAAUUAGAAAGAGAACCUAUUAUAGCUGAAGCUGAUUAUCUUGUUGUUGAAAAAUAUUUACAACCUAUCAUUAAAUCAUUAUUACAAGAAGUUGCACGUUAUCUUGAAGAAGAAAUUGCUAGUACUUAA